Molecule: messenger RNA, 1431 nt
Organism: Clonostachys byssicola
Lineage: Eukaryota; Fungi; Ascomycota; Sordariomycetes; Hypocreales; Bionectriaceae
Source: the annotation of a GenBank genome assembly
AUGAAUAGGCUUAAGGCAUCCUUCAGGAAUUUCAAAACAAGCUUGAUAUUUGUUGCGGCCAGCUCUUCGUUCGUUACGACAUGUGUUGAGCAGUCACUCUGGGCUAAGCUGGCUCCAAGAGCUGUUAGGAACCCGCUUACGGUAGGGGAGGCCCGUCGUCUCGCACAAUGGGUUGUUUCUCCUCUCGGUCGGCUCACCUAUCCCUUGGAUGGAUCUUCGAUUCUUCUCAAAUUGGCUGGCCCAUUACUUUUGGCCUGCGCAAUUGUCAAUUCGGUUCUCGUCUCGGGUAUCGCCGUCUCGACGGAUUCAUCGUCAGAUGAUACCAUCUCCCAAGCGAACGAGGGUUUAUGGAGCGGCUUCCUUGAUGCAGCGAACUUCCAAUACAACGGCGGACUCUUCUCUGACAUCCCCAACGAAGUCGCUGCGCUGGCAUACCUUAACAACCUCUCCGUCCCACCUUCUAGCCUUUGCAAAGACUCAAACUGUUCUCUGGUGGCGCAAGCAGGGGCAAUCCAGGCAGACUGUCAAACAACCAGUGCUCCACACGCUACUAUGAGUUCAACGGACCAAGAAAAUGAAACCUACACCAGCGACUACAAUCCCGGAAUCACGGUUACCCUGACUCGGGGAAGCCCAUACACCUAUGCUAAUUUUACAUCCUGGUUCACUAAAAGCUGUGGUGAAAAUGUAAAUGUGGACUCAUGUCUGGGGGAAUUUGCAGUUGUUUUUGGCGCCUUUGUUAAUUUAAAGCCGUCAGCAACUGGUGGGCCAAUUGUGAACACGGUAGACUGUCUCCUUACAUACGGCAGUUUGAACAUCACACAGACCGGCACCGGAACUCCAGCAAUUAUGUCGGGAUCCUAUACCGAGGCAGCCUCUCCGGGACCAGAUGAUUCUUCCCUAUCUUCCAUCAAACGGAUAUAUACAGAUUCGUUUGACAGAAGCCCGUACUAUUUCACUGCUUUGUCUGGAACGGGAGACACGACGGAUACCAUCUACAACAGUCCAGUUGGCACACUGUUGAUCUCACCUAAAGGAAACUCCUCUGAUAAAGAGGUAGGCGAUCGUAUAGAGGCCAUCUUCAAUACUGCUACAUUGAUGGCAUUUGCCCGCGUUCCUGGCGCGGCGAACGUUACCAUAACAACAACGACUUCUGGUCCGAUUUACGUCUACCAUCCGCUAGUCUUGCUCAUAUUGCUAAUUCCUUUCUUUGCUACUGUUUUGGGGACAUAUCGCCGGCUAAGGAUCGAGGGGAAUAGUCUAUGCCCCGGAUACGACCCCGUUGAGAUUGCUAGACGCGGGCCUGUCCAGGGAAUCAACGACUGGAAUGGAGACAACCUUGCUGGUACUGACACGGUAAAUGACAAACAGGUUACAAUGCUGUCAGGAGAUGAUGAUAAUCAGCAGAGCUAUGGCUUACGUGUACUGUAG